Messenger RNA from Mucor mucedo, 1490 nucleotides. RefSeq lists its product as uncharacterized. The record is from RefSeq and is a predicted model, not a curated record. Bases 180 to 1409 code for a protein of 409 amino acids. NCBI's taxonomy places the organism in Eukaryota, Fungi, Mucoromycota, Mucoromycetes, Mucorales, Mucoraceae. The transcript has 5 exons. Gene Ontology annotation, molecular function: protein binding.
AGUCAGAUGAUAUUUUCAUGUACACACUUUUUUUCUUCUUUCAUAAAAAGGAUGAGGUCAUGCAACGUGUGUGUUUACAAAGAGUUUUUAUAAGUGCGCGCGGGACUUUAAAAAAUUAUUAUAUGGGGGAGGGGGGAUGUCUUUUUUUAGGUUUUGCAGAUACAUCAUUACAUUAAAAAAUGUCUACGAAACGCUCACUUCAACACUUUGUGGUGGUUUCCAAAUGUAGAAGAAAUAAUGUGAUUCUACCCAAAUUGGCCACUCGACGUUUCUAUGCAACUCGAAAUAAAAAAAUAGAGGCUUCCAUGGGCGGCAUAUUCGAGCCUUUUCUUAAUGAAAGCAUCGAAAAGAAGGUAGUAAAACAAAAAGUCAUUACACCAAAAGAAUUACUCCAUAAAGUAACUGUAAAAGACCUUUUACCAGAAGAGGAAUUACUCAACAUGGCCAUCGCCAAUAAACAAAUCAGUCUUUCUGUCGACACACAAAAGGAAAUUACUCGUAUCUUACUAGACAACUUGGUACAUGAUGGUACUGAGAAAGAAAAGAUAUGUCAAUUGGCCAACGGACAAGGCGCUCAAUUGACAGCACUUGGAAAUAUUUUACUAAAAAGCUCCCAAUUUGGUGCACCACUGGCUUUGGCAUUAUACAAAUUAGGCAUGGAAAAGGGAGACGACGGAGGUGCGUUUAGUUAUGCCAACAUGAUUUACAGAGGCUACAGAGGCACUGCCAAAAAUGAAGACGAAGGUAUUCGAAUUCUAUCCCAAUUGGCACAAAAGGGUCACCCUUAUGCACAAAUGAAUCUAGCGGCUAUUUUGAUGCGUACACAACCCGAUCGCAUUGAAUCUGCCAUUAAAUUAUACGAGUUGGCUGGUCGUGCUGGACUCGAUAAAGCCUAUAGUGAAUUGGGUCGUAUGUAUCGUUUAGGCUAUGGUGUACAUCAGGAUCAUAAAAAGGCCAUGGAAUAUUUUCAGAUGGGUGCACAAAAGGGUAACCCUCAAUGUAACUUUAUGUUGGGUGUUUAUUGCUCCUCGGGUCUGGGCAACGAGGAACGUAAACCGGAUCAAGUGAAAGCGUUUAAGCAUUUCCAAAAGGCUGCUGUCAAGGGGAUGGCUGAGGCACAGUAUAAUGUGGGCCUGCGUUUUUUGAAGGGACAUGGUGUGGAAGCCAAUAGUUUUAACGCGGCAGAAUUCUUUCGUAUGGCUGCUUCACAAGGCUUUCAAUUGGCCCAGAUUAAUUUGGCCGGUAUGUACUCGGAAGGAAGAGGUGUCAAGAGUGAUUUAGAUGAAGCUAGACAAUGGUUAGAAAAAGCAGCUGCUACAGGGGGUUCCAUCGGAAAAGAUGCACAAAAAAGAAUAGACGAACUUGAUCAAAUUCAAGGCAAAAAGAGAGAUAAAUGCUCCAUCAUGUAAUAAAGUUUUCCUUCACACAAAAAAAAAAUCAAUUUUUAUUUUUUUUCCCAUUAUUUUUUUAUACAGGCAGGAGAAAAAAAA